AUGGAAUCGAGGGUGCACGCCGCCAUGCUGCUGUCGGCAAUCGGCCUCUCGGCCGGUGCGCACUCGGAGCGACGACGGCCGAGCGCUGAUCGCGAGGAUGGCUUGAGACUCGAAUUUGACUUCUCCACCGAGAUCGUCAACAACAUGGCCGGCUUCCCUGGAAGCGACGCCGUCGCUGGCUGCUCAAGUGAUUCGCUGGCCAUACCUGGGCAAUCGCCCGCAAAAGGCUUGCUCGACACGAGCAACGCGUGCAACAAGGUGCCGAAUCCCGACCAAGCUAACCACCCAGACGAGACCAUAAGGUACCACAGGAACAAGUUCCGGGAGACCGUCAACUCCGCCUGGGUCGCGAAUGUGUCCAACAACGGCAACCCGUUCGAGUACAUCAGCUGCACCCCAGGCGAGAAGUACAAUGCGUCGGGCAUCUACAACACGUCGUCGGGGACCUCGGACCGGCUGGACCCCGAUGCCGCGACCAACAACGACGGCACCACGCCCGAGAGUGAGCUCUGGUACAUGCCCUUCCGCUGGACGAUGCCGAAGUUCGCCUGCUUCCAGUACAAGAACACGUCGAACUUCUACCUCAUGUACACCGUCGGGCCAGGAGUCAACGGCUACGACUCGGGCCGGAACUUCCUCUUCGCCACCUUCACCCGUAGAGAGGUGGCUCACCCGCCGCCGCCGCCGCCGUCGCCGCCGUCGCCGCCGCCUCCCUCCGCCUCGCCGUCGCCGCCGCCGCCGUCCGCCUCGCCGUCUCCGCCGCCGCCUCUGCCGCCGCCGCCUCUGCCGCCGCCUCCCUCCGCCUCGCCUGCGCCGCCGCCGUCCGCCUCGCCGUCGCCGCCGCCGCCCACGCCGCCGCCUCCCUCCGCCUCGCCUGCGCCGCCGCCGUCCGGCUCGCCGUCGCCGCCGCCGCCCACGCCGCCGCCUCCCUCCGCCUCGCCUGCGCCGCCGCCGUCCGGCUCGCCGUCGCCGCCGCCGCCGUCGGCCUCGCCAUCUCCGCCGCCGAUCCCCGACUUUCCAGCCGAACCGCCGAGCUCGCCACCUUCCGCUCCGCCAGACUUUCCCGCCGAACCGCCGAGCUCGCCACCUUCCGCUCCGCCAGACUUUCCAGCCGAACCGCCGUCCGCCCCGCCAGCCUCCGAGGAGUGCUAUCCGGGCAUCCCCGGUGGGCUGGCUUGCCCGCCCGGGCACUUCCUCGGCUUUGGCAAGAAGGGCGGGUGCCGGACCACGACGUGCGAGACUGGCCAGUACACCGCCCUCCGGGGCAUCACCAAUUUUAACGCGUGCGCGGAAAGGUGCCUCGACGAUGCCACCUGCAAGGCGUUCGAGUGGUUCCCUCGACCCCGCGGUCUGCUCCCUUCCAGGGCACGGUGUGAGAUCCACCGCGACGUCCCCGUGAAAACAGCGGCCGACUGCGGGGAGACCGGUCAGGCCCUUGACCACUGUUGCUGCACGCGGGCUUGA
Emiliania huxleyi CCMP1516 is the source of this 1464-nucleotide messenger RNA. RefSeq lists its product as hypothetical. Bases 1 to 1464 code for a protein of 487 amino acids. The record is from RefSeq and is a predicted model, not a curated record. The transcript has 2 exons. Lineage: Eukaryota; Haptophyta; Isochrysidales; Noelaerhabdaceae.